This is a messenger RNA of Pseudo-nitzschia multistriata, 1264 nucleotides long. The record is from the annotation of a GenBank genome assembly. Lineage: Eukaryota; Bacillariophyta; Bacillariophyceae; Bacillariales; Bacillariaceae.
GACCCCUCGUACGUACAGUACGGUACUCGUACGUAGCGGGGGUCCGGAACGGCCCAAGUGCCGCCCCGUGCCGGAGGCAGGGAGGGGGACCGGAGGUUCGUUCAAGAUUUUUUCGAACCGAAAACCUCCAUGCAAGCCCAUCCCACCGCACCGCAUCGUAUCGUAUGGGGGACGCCACCGUACGACUCGGCACCGGCCAAAAAAUUCGAACCGGAUCCCGGACAGGGACACGCCUACACGAGCCGCCGCCUUCUCCAAAUUGCAUUCGAAGCGAAUCGCAUUUCGAAUCGAACACUGCGGGUGCGUACGAUACGAUACGAGUGUACGUACCAUACUGCGGUGUAGGGAGGUAUGCGCCGGGUGUCACCAAGAAACCGAAACGAGACGUGCAACAAAUCGAUACGAAAAAACACGAAACGAAACGAGACGUGCAAGGAACAAGCGACGACACCGAAGACGAACACCUCGGGAAGAUGCGAUACCAAACGAGACGAGACGAUGCGAUGCCGGCACCGGACCACCCGUCGCGGGCAGCAGGGAAUGCAACGAGUGAGUGAGUGUGUGACUGCAAUGCAAUGCAAUGCAAUGCAAUGCAAUGCGCAUCCUCUUCUGUCGCACAGCACCGCACAGCACCCUGCCCAACACGGCCUCUCGGAGCCCCCACGGGGGUUGUUGGGCCGGAGGCCGCCCACCGAUGCGGCGAGAAACGGGACGGGCGGGCGGCCCCGUCGUUCCAAAUUCCGGUGCGAUGGAAUGGGAUGGUUUGGUUUGGGAUGGGAUGGCUCCCGGACAACACAACACAACACAGCGCAGCGCAGCGCAGCGCAGCGCACCCGGCGGCGGUUCCACGGAACAAUCGCCGCGAGAGGCCGGGGAGGCAAGCGAUCGAACCCAUCCCGCCGGAGGCGAGGGGGAACAAACAAGCACCCUGUUUGCGGGCCGCACGCCGGUUCUGCCCCGGACAAAAGGGGGAAGAGGAGGUUCUUCCGCAGCGCAACGAAACGGAAGGGAAGGGAACGGAGGAGGAAUCAAUGAUUCGAAAGAAACACAAAGGCCAACACGAUGCAACCACCGCACCAAAGCCGAGGCACAAAAGGCCAUGUGCUUCCGCCACAAGGGUCGCUGCGGGCACCAGAAACGAUGUUCGAUUCGUGGUCGAGAGGCCGUACGCUGCGGCACGAUAGAACAGGGCAAAACAGAAUAGAAUGGAACAGAACAGAACAGAACAGAACAGAAUAGAAUACAAUAGAAUACAACCAAACGU